Neocloeon triangulifer is the source of this 15721-nucleotide messenger RNA. RefSeq names its product basement membrane-specific heparan sulfate proteoglycan core protein (gene trol). Gene Ontology annotation, cellular component: plasma membrane. Bases 169 to 13605 code for a protein of 4478 amino acids. The record is from RefSeq and is a predicted model, not a curated record. Lineage: Eukaryota; Metazoa; Arthropoda; Insecta; Ephemeroptera; Baetidae. Gene Ontology annotation, molecular function: protein binding; calcium ion binding. The transcript is spliced from 69 exons.
CCGCCGAGUAAAGUGAGUCUGCGAGCGGAGUUUGUUGGGUGUCGAUCACUGGCAAAAGGCCGGCUUCGUGACCGCAGAAGCGCCACCUGAACCCCGACACACACCACCCACGCCCACGGAGGGAACAGCAAGGCUGUCUGUGCUGCUGGGGCCCUCAAGCACCCCACGAUGGGCCCGAACUGGACGCUGCUGGCGCUCCUCUUAACAUCAACCUGCGUACUUCUAGUUUUACCUGAUGCCGCACACAGUGAGCCCAAUGGUGACCUGGUGUUUGACGACGGCGCUCUCGAGUCGCCGGAAGAGCCUCUGGACGGAUUGCUGGAGGAGGAAAACGUGAUCCGAAGCGAACGGGGUCCUCUAGGCAGCCUCCGGUCCAUGGUGCUCGGCUGGUUCGGCGCCGGAAACGAGGAAGACGAGCCGUCUUCGGACCUUGAAAAUCACGACCGGGUGCGAAGAGCGGCGCCGAGACAGCUCAAGAAGAAGAAAAAGCACCGUCGGAGACAAACGGCGCCGAUCGACGAUGACGACGACGCGUCGUCUGGCGUCGAUGCGACCGAUGGAUUCAUCGACAACUUCUCGGGCGAGAAUGAGACGACGAGGACGUCACCGGUACAUAGUGAUGGAAAGCCAUACUUUUACCGGGUGGCAGUAUUGAUGGAAGAGAUUUACAACCCGAACUUGGCCAACAGAAAUUCGGAUGCGUUCAAAUCAUUGGCUAGUGGCAUCUCCUCUGAUGUGAAAAAUAUGUACGAGAAGACGCACGGAAGUCAGGGAGGCCGGUUCAUGGUCAACAUCCUUUCAUUUGAGAAAUACCAGUCGGAUACAUUCAGAAUUUUGGUUCGAUUCGACGUGGGAAGCACCAAGUUCCACAGCACUCUGUCACUCAAGCAGAAGUUGAUCAACCACAUUAAAAACACUGGCAAAAUUGGUGGAAACACUGCUUUCUACGACAGCAACUUUUCCUUCAAGUACAUUCAAGGUGAAUGUCAGAAUAUGUGUGAUAAUGGUGAGUGUCCCGACAAUUAUGUCAGAUGUGACGGCAAAAACGACUGCCUAGACGGCAGCGAUGAAAGUGGGUGCUCGACAGCAGAAAUCGUUCCCGAAACGCGCACCACGAUCUUCGCGUCAGUGCCCGUGCCGGUGCCGCCGCCGCGCGACGGCUGCAGGGCCGACGACGCUGUCAGGUGCCCUGGAGGUACUUUAUACAUCUGCAGCGCCCAGCUGUGCGAUGGAAACCCCGACUGCCCUGGAGACACCGACGAAGACCCGAAAAACUGCCCCGACAAGCCCGACACAAGCACGACACCAGCAACCGUGUGUGGCACAUUGGAGUUCCAGUGCGACACCAACAGGUGCAUGGACAUUAAACGCAAGUGCGAUGGUAUAGUUGAUUGCGACGACCAGUCCGACGAAGCGGGCUGUCAGGAGAUUUCAUUUCCCGUUUGCGCCGUGUCCGAUUACAUUUGUCGCGACGGCAAAUGCCUUGCUUCUGCCUUGCGUUGCGAUGGCACUCCCGAUUGUAAAGACGGCGAUGACGAAGAAGACUGCCCAACCAACCCUCCUCCAACCAACCCACCACCUGUGUUCACGACGCCGACCACCGCGGCACCCCUCCAGCCAGUGUGCGACCCGCAGACGCAGCACCAGUGCGAUUUCGGUCAGUGCAUCGAGCGCCGGCUGCGAUGCAACGGCAAAUACGACUGUCCCGCUGAUGACAAGUCGGACGAGGAGGGCUGUUGGACUCCAUGCAAACCGAACGAGUUCCAGUGCGACGGCAACAAAUGCAUUCCGCAGUCCAAAAAGUGCGACGGCAACUACGACUGCAGCGACAACACGGACGAGAAACAGUGUCCGUGCAAACCAGGUUACUUCGUGUGCAACAACGGCCACUGCAUCCACCCUCAACUUCGUUGCAAUGGCGUUUUUAACUGCCAAGACGGCAGUGACGAGAUUUCGUGCACGAGUUGCGCCAGAAACGAAGUCGAGUGCAAAGACAAAACCUGCGUCAGAGGAGCUCGAUGCGACGACCGCGUGGAUUGCGCCGACGGAUCAGACGAGGCGGGAUGCCCGUCUAGAUGUUCCUCUGAUCAAUACAAAUGCGUCGACGGAACGUGUCAUGACCCAUCCGUCGUUUGCAAUGGAAUCCGCGAAUGUUCCGGCGGUGAGGACGAGAGGAACUGCGGCAGGUUGUGUUUGCCAGGCGAGUUCAAGUGCGGCACCGGCGAGUGCAUCAACGAGAACCGCAAGUGCGACCGCACCAGCGACUGCCGGGACGGAUCGGACGAAGACGACUGCGCAGCUCCGUCGUGCCGAAGUGGCGAGUUUGCUUGUCAAGGUGAUGGUCGUUGUGUUGAUGAACGCAGGCGGUGCGACGGUUAUCUCGACUGUCCUUACGGGGAGGAUGAAUCAAACUGUGAAGCAUCGCAAACCACGACCACCCCAGCUCCCAGCAACUACCCUUGCACCGAGGAGCAGUUCAAGUGCACCGACGGCACUUGCGUUCCUAAGAGGUACCGCUGCGACGGCACUUACAAAGACUGCGACGACGGUUCCGACGAGGAGAACUGCAAUGAGGUCGCAUUCCCGCCCACAGUUUUCGACGGGUGCGGUGACGGCUAUUUCAGUUGUGUGGAUGAGCGUGGUUGCGUUCCGUCCGACAGAGUUUGCGACGGAGUUGUAGACUGUGAAGAUGGCUCAGACGAAGGAACCGAGUGCGAUUCCGACGAGAGCACCGACGUGCCCGACGGUUUUGGUGGCACCUGCAGGCCUGAUGAAUUCAGGUGUGAUGACGGAAAUUGCAUCAACGGCGACUACAAAUGCGACGGCACCAUGGACUGCAAUGACAAUUCAGACGAGAUUAACUGUCAAAAAACUUGCAGUUCAUUCGAGUUCACCUGCAACGACGGUUCAUGCGUCGACAGGAGACUGCAAUGCGACGGCAGGAGAGACUGCACGGACGGUUCUGAUGAGGAAAGGUGUCCCAGCACUCCACGCCCUUGCAGCCGUUUCGAACUGACCUGUUACGACGGUUCCUGCGUUGACCUGUCCAAGAGAUGUGACGGAGUGUACGAUUGCGCGGACGGCUCAGACGAGCGUUCUUGUCCGACAACCACCAGCUCCACCACCACGGCGCGACCUUUCGGUUGCACGAGGGACCAGUUCACGUGCAGAAACAGGCAGUGCAUCCCGAGGGACUUCAAGUGCAACGGGAGAUACGACUGCAGCGACGGAUCGGACGAGGAAGAGUGCAGGUGUAGCAAAGAGGACCAAUUUAUGUGCCGAAGCGACGGCCAGUGCAUCAGUAUCGAGUUCCGUUGCGACAACAUCUACGACUGCUCCGACUUUUCCGACGAGAAAGAUUGCUGGCACAUAGGCACUCAGCCGCCUUUCGUUACCUGUUCGAGGAACGAGUUCACUUGCAACAGUAAGGACCAGUGCGUGCCGAGGGCCCAGGUGUGCGACGGAAAAUACGACUGCAACGAUUACAGUGACGAGACCGGCGCCGAUUGUCAAUGGCAGCCAUGCUCGAAAUGGGAGUUCCGCUGCGAAAACGGCCCUUGCAUUCCUAUGAGUGCGCGAUGCGACAAUAAAAUUGAUUGUCCCGAUACCAGUGACGAAUUGGACUGCCCCAACAACGACCGGCUUCUGCUGCGAACCUACCCAGACGACCAGAUCAUUAAGACAGGGCGUGAGGUUGUGUUCCAAUGUCGUGAUGAAAGUCACAUCAGAGCCAGUGUCCAGUGGAUCCGAGCAAAUGGACCUCUUCCACCAGGCUCUCGGGACAACAAUGGAAGACUUGAGAUGCCAAAUAUUCAGUUGGAGCAUGCAGGGAAGUACAUCUGCCAGGCCGUUGGAUAUCCGGCAAACACCCCCGGAGCACAAAAGGAAGUCGAUCUGACCGUGGAAGCUCAUUCCACACCCCCUCCCGCCGAGAGACCACCUUCUGCCUGCCGAAUUGAUGAAGCCACCUGUGGAAAUGGCCAGUGCAUUUCCAAAUUCAGGGUUUGCGAUGGGCAGAGGGACUGCAAUGACGGCUCGGAUGAGACUAGAUGCGGACAUUACGGUUGUGAGCCAAAUGAGUUCAAGUGUCGCAACAAGAAGUGCGCCCUGAAGGCUUGGCGGUGCGACGGCGAGGACGACUGCGGAGACGGCUCAGAUGAAGAGAACUGCAAAGAGAAUCCACCUGGCUCAGCGUGCAGGUACAACGAAUUCCAGUGCAGGUCCAACCGCCAGUGCAUCCCCAAGUCCUUCCACUGUGAUGGCCAAAAUGACUGUUUGGAUGGUUCUGAUGAACUUGGUUGCCGUGCGCCUGAAAUCACCAAAAUGCCGCCUCCAUUGGUUGCCCUUGACAUCGGUGCAGUGCUGACCAUCACCUGCACAGCCAUCGGAGUGCCCACGCCUGAGGUCAGUUGGCGCCUCAACUGGGGCCACGUUCCUGAAAAGUGCGUCCAGACCUCCAACAACGGCGAAGGCCGACUCGAGUGCGGGGACAUUCAGGAGUCUGACUCUGGAGCGUACUCUUGCGAGGCCGUCAACACCCAAGGCUCAACCUUUGCUGUCCCUGACACAAUUCUGGUGGUCAACAGGCAACCUGUUCUUUGCAGACAGGGCACCUUCAACGACCUUGCCGUCUCGCCCCAAGAGUGUCUUUCGUGCUUCUGCUUUGGAGUCACUUCCGACUGCAAGUCUGCAGACUUGUACACUUACCAGCUUCAGCCACCAAUUGGAACUUUGAAAGUUGUGGGUGUUAACUUGGAACAGGACGUUUCAGUCGGAAGGGAAUUCACCCUUGGCACUGCUCAGGUCAGGACUAUCCAACAAGGUUUCCAGAUCUAUGGCCCCCUGCCACGCGUCAGAGGUUCAUAUCCAUACCUGGCCCUCUCCGAGAACUACCUUGGAAAUCAACUCAAGUCCUAUGGAGGGUACAUCAAGUUCACAGUUCGAGUGGAACAGAGCAUUCAAGGAAGACCCAUCAACACACCAAGUAUCAUAAUGAGCGGAAAUGGAAAAACGCUUAUGUAUCCAGGCAAGCGACUCGUUUCUGGCGACAAUGAAAUAUCGGCAAGGAUUUUCACUGGCGAGUGGUACCGAUUGACCAGUGGACGGGCAGGAGGAGACAUUCCAGCCGAAAGGUCUGAACUGGCCUCUCGAGCGGAAAUUAUGAUGGUUUUGGCCAGCAUGGACAACAUUCUCAUCAAGAUCCAAUAUUAUGACAGCAGUCAGAUUGACACGUCCGUCUUCAACUUCAAAGUGGACUCUGCUGGAAGCACCAAUGUUGGUCAGGGUCAGGCCAGUUAUGUUGAGGAGUGCCGAUGCCCACGAGGAUACACUGGACUCUCUUGCGAAAACUGUGCGCCCGGUUUCAUCAGAAGACAAGGUGGAUCCUGGCUCGGCAACUGCAUUGAACCUCCUGUCGAACCUUGCCCACCAGGCUAUUACGGAGACCCCAGCAACGGAAUCGCCUGUCAACCCUGCAUGUGCCCUGGCCCCAGUGGACAGCUUGGAUUCACAUCGACUUGCCGUCUCGACUCGGACGGUCAGCAGACGUGCAACUGCCCUGAAGGCUAUCAGGGUAGGAGAUGCGAAACCUGUGCCGCGGGCUACACUGGAAACCCUCUUUCGGGCCAGCCGUGCCAAAGAGGAUUCUGUGACGCUGCUGGUUCAGUCACCAUCAAACCUGACCCACGAACUGGAAGGUGCCAGUGCAAGGAUUUUGUCACUGGACCAACUUGCAACCAAUGUCAGGCAAACACAUUCUAUCUUCAUGAGAACCACCAAUUUGGUUGUAUCCGUUGCUUCUGCAUGGGCAUUGAGUCGACCUGCCGCAGUUCAAACUGGUUCAGGGAACAAAUCAGUCUUGCCUUCACGAGCAGUACACAUGACGUCAAGCUGGUCGUGGGAACAAGACAGGACAAGAUCAUUUCCGACGGCAUUCAACUCAAUCCGCAGACAAGGGAAAUCACCUACCAGGAUUUCAACCCCAGAUAUUCGGACGUCUACUACUGGAAACUGCCUGCCCGCUUUUUGGGAGACAAAGUCACAUCCUACGGCGGCUACCUGAAUUACACGGUGCGCUACGAACCGGCUCCUGGUGGGCAAAGCUCGAGGAACAAUGCCUACGACGUCGAGCUGCGCAGCCUCAGAACGUCAGACAUCAUCCUGUUGUACCACCUGAAGGAGCCCCUGCUGCCCAACAGGCCGCAAACCGUGUCUGUGCCUCUGUACGAACAGUACUGGCAGCGCACUGAUGGGCAGCCGGCGGAUCGGGAGCACAUGCUGAUGGCCCUUUCCAGCCUGGACGUCAUUCUCAUCAAGGCCACCUACACAACCAACACUAGGGAGGCUGCUUUGGCCAGCGUCAGUCUGGACAUUGCCGAAGACCGCAACACUGGCCAACAGCGCGCCAGUGCUGUCGAGGAGUGCUCUUGUCCCGUGGGCUACAGAGGUCUGUCCUGCCAGAGCUGUGCAGUCGGCUACACCAGAUUGGACGAAGGAAUCUAUCUGGGCAAGUGUGAGCCUUGCCAGUGCAAUGGAGACCCAUGCGAUCCUGAGAGUGGAGAAUGCCGUUGCCAAGAAAACAGAGCAGGCGAAAGAUGCGAAGAGUGCCAGAGUGGCUACAGCAUGUCCUCAGACAGGCGUUGUGUGCCAAUCAAUUCAGGAAGUCCAACACCCAGCAGAUGCGAGUGUGACCCUCGAGGAACCAUAAACAACAGGUGCAGAAACGGAAUUUGCGAGUGCAAGACAAAUGUUGAUGGUGACCGAUGUAACCGUUGCCGUCGAGGAUCUUUUGCCCUGUCCGAAAAACUUCCCUCUGGAUGCCUGGAGUGCUUCUGCUCAGGUGUCAGUCAGGAGUGCCAGUCUUCCUCUCUGUACAGCGACCUUAUACCAAUGCAAAUUCUCGACGAGGAUCACGGAUUCACUCUGACUGACAGUGGAAGGAAGGACUUCUUCAACAGCGAUCUCACACUCAACGUCGCCGAAAAUGAAAUUGGAUACACUUUUGAACCAGGCCAGUACAACCGGAAGCUCUUCUGGUCCCUGCCACCAGCAUUUACUGGAAAUAAGGUGCUCUCCUAUGGAGGAAUCAUCACCAUCACCCAGAGGUACUCGGGGUCGGCGUACGAGCGCGGCCAGGAUGUGCAACUGAUUGGAAAUGGAAAGACUCUCUUCUGGUCCAACUUGACAGCCCAAGUCAGACCUGACGAGCCAUUCACUUACCAAGUUCCUCUGAUGGAGGACGGCUGGCGCUUGUUGGGCCCAGGCGGCCCACUGCCUGCCUCCAGAAUUGACCUGAUGACCGUCUUGGCCGAUGUGGAGUUGUUGCUCGUCAGGGCCUCACUAGGAACUUCAACCAGGUCCACCUAUUUGUCCGAUGUGACCAUGGACAUUGCUCUCGACACGCAAACUUUCCCUGGUCAGCCACCGGCAGAAUUUGUGGAAAUGUGCCGCUGCCCACCUGGCUACAGAGGCACUUCUUGUGAGCGUUGUGACGUUGGUUACUAUCGAGACUCCUCGGACACAUCUUUGUCAAUUCUGGGCUCGUGCCGCAAGUGCCCUUGCAAUGACAAUGAGGAGAGCUGCAGCCAGACUUAUGAUCUGAGGGUGGUGUGCAACUGCAAGCCUGGCUACACAGGAAGAAACUGCAACAACAUUGGGGGCAUAAUGCUUGAGAUGAUACCCGCCCGCGUGUCCGCACUGCCGGGCAACGAGGUCACCUUCGCAUGCAGCUUCCACAGCAACGAGGAGCUCAAGCUGGAGUUCAGCGAGGACCCCCCGUCGCGGGGCAACCAGACGCUUGACGGGGGCCCCCCGUAUCAACACGCGCUUGAUCCUUACCAAAUGGGCGCCAAGCGACUCAAGAAGGUCGUCAUUCGGCCCGAGUUGCGCUCGAUCACGUGCACGGCGCACAACAUGGAGGGCCUCGAAGUCGGAUCAAUAUCCUCCAUGGUCUACCCCUCAGACGUUCCACUGCCACCUGUUGCGCCAUCGCCAAGACCACCGCCGUCUCCUCCGACUAUCUCCAUUUCGAUUUCUGAACCAAACAUUCAACUUGUGCAAAUCGGAGCUACAGCAAGAUUCAAAUGCUCAGGAAGGUCGCUUAGGAGCAGAAGCGACGUUCGACUUUCUUGGCAGAAGGAAGGCGGAGAGCUGCCUCGAUCCAGGGCAUCUGAUGACGGCAGGGGUCUCUUGAUUAUCACAGAUGUCCGGGUCACUGACUCUGGCACCUAUCUCUGCGUGGCCACUGACGAAUUCUCUGUUGUCUCCGAACGAGCCGUUCUAACAGUUGGAGGAUCUCUGGCUCAGCCUCCUCAGGCGACGAUCAACCCGAGGUUCCAAGAAGUACAAGAAGGUCAAUUUGUAGAGUUCAGGUGUGCCGUGACAGGCUCGCCUAGACCAAACAUCAGGUGGAACAUGGCUAAUGAACGACCUUUAAGCCCCAGUGUGGAAGUUGAUGGCGAAACUCUGCGCAUUCCGUAUGCCAGAAGGACUGACGAAGGAGAAUUCAAGUGCACGGCCACCAAUAGUGAAGGGUCUGACUCUGUUUCUACUUUCCUCUACGUCAGAGAGCGCUCAUCGGAGCCGCCGUCAAUUCCUGCGCCCACAAUCAGGGUGGAGCCCCAAGAGUUCCAAGGACAGCCUGGAGAGACGGUUCGUCUGAGUUGCACGGGAGCCGCGUCUGGCUACACAGUCAGGUGGUCGAGAAUGGGUGGCGAAAACUUGCCAGCGUCUUCCUCUGAAACUAGUGGCCAGCUCAUUAUCUACAACGUCAGCCCAUCGGAUUCGGGUGUUUACGUCUGCUCGGCCACGGAUUCCUACGGCAAUGUGCAGCAAAGUCAGGCCAGAAUAACCAUUGUCACAGCAGGAAACCCUCCGAGUGUGAGAAUCGAGCCAGAGAGGCAGACAAUUGUUCAGGGAACAAGCGGUGAGCUGCGUUGCAUAGCUACCGGAAACCCAACACCCAUCGUGACCUGGAGCAAGGUCAAUGAUGACUUCGGCAGGAAUGUGCAAGUCACAGGCAACAUCCUCAGAAUCACGAGCGCACUCUUUACUGACAGAGGUGUGUACGCUUGCAAGGCGUCCAACUCCGGAGGAGAUGCGCAGACUUACUCUAUCAUCGAAGUCGAAGUGCGUGAGGCCCCUCUGGUUGAAAUAUAUCCCAAGACUGACCAAACUGUCCUCGAGGGAGGCAGCGCCCUAAUUCAGUGCCGCAUUGCUGGUGGAAUCCCCACUCCAACCUUGACCUGGAAAAGGGCUGAUGGCAAGCCUCUGUCCAGCAAAAUCAAAGAGCUCCAAAGUGGAGUGCUCAGUUUCAAUGAAGUUUCAAAGAACGAAGCUGGUCAGUACCAAUGUAUCCUCGAGAACUCGGUCGGAACCGUCAGCGCCAUGGUGUCAGUGAUUGUUCAGUCAACACCUGUCAUCAGGGGUCUCCCUGUUGGUCCAAUCACCAUCCAGAUAGGACAACCUCUGCGUCUGGAGUGCCGAGCCGAUGGCGAUCCAAUUCCGAAAGUGGUUUGGAAGAAACACCAACUUGGACCUGCCAAUUUCUACAAUCUUGGUGAAAUCACCCCUGAAAACACUUUGAUGGCGGUUUACGAGAUCAGCCGAGUUUCAAGACAAGACGAAGGAUCUUACAGCUGCGUGGCCACAAACGAAGCUGGCGUACAUGAGGAACGAGUUCAGGUUAUUGUUGAGGAAAGGACCCUUUCUGGACCCAGUCCUGGACCAUCUGUGAGACCGCGACCUCCCACGUCAUCAGGGGGUGGAGGUGGUCAGAUCAUUCUUGACCAAGACAGAAUGAGAGUGAGCUCUGGAGGAACUGCCGAGCUCAGAUGCUACGUGAGGAAUAAUGGAGAGCAAAUCUUCCUCAACUGGAUUCGUACAGAUAACAGGCCCAUGCCGAGAGAGCACAGAAUCCAAGACGGAAUUCUCACCAUCACCAAUGUGGACUCGAGCGCCGCUGGUGGCUAUGCCUGCGUCGGCAUUCACAAUGGCAGGGAAAUAUUCAGGGGCAACGCGUACCUGGAGGUUGUAGAGCCCCUCCGUGUCAAGUUGAAUCCGAAUAGGCAGACUGUCCGUCCUGGAGACAACGCCCUGAUCACUUGUGAGGCUUCAGGCGAAGGACCAAUCACCCUUAGCUGGGAAAGACUGCGUCAGCCCAUGCCCAGAUCUGUGCAAACAUCCGACGGACGCCUUCAGUUCAGAGGCAUUGAGGUCACUGACGCUGGACGGUACAUCUGCAGGGCGACCAACAGGGAUGGAUCUGCCGACGCCACAGCCGAUGUCAUUGUUGAAGACUCGGCUCCACCUCCACUUGUCAAAGCCAGAACAAGGCAGGUUUCCACUCAGGUCGGCUCAAAUAUUAUUUUGCGUUGCGAGUCAUCAGACAGUGUCUUGUGGAGCAAGGAUGGCCAAUUUGGUCUCCCGCCCACGGCAAGCGCCCAAGGCAAUGAAAUCAGUUUCUUGAACACUCAGCUCGAGGACGCCGGACGCUAUUUGUGCACUGUUAGGAAUUCUUAUGGCCAAAAUCAGGACUACAUUGACCUCAUAGUGACGCCGCAUGGUCGUUGCAAUAUUAACCAGUACCAGUGCAAGAGCGGACAGUGCCUCAGCCUUAAUAAAAGGUGUAACAACGUUUUUGACUGCGAUGACAGAACGGACGAGAUUUAUUGCCGGUCGAGAAGGGCUGCAAGACAGCGACCUCCGCUCCAGCCAAGACCGCGCGAGGAAACUAUCAAAAUUGAGGCCAGUCAGGACAGGAUCAAUCUGGGAGACACUGUUGACCUGCAGUGCAAGUCCACCGUGCCAGGCUCUGCCGUUUCGUGGUCCAAGGUGGGUGACGACCUGGCCAACAACAUUCAGGUUCAGGGCGGCUUCCUGCGAAUCAACAACGUGAGGAGCACCAACGGCGGGUUGUACCGGUGCAACGUCCGCACGCCUACGGGAGUGCAGUCGCGCGAAUACUCGCUCGCCAUUGUAGGAUCAACGUCAAUUGAACGCGUUCCAUUCAUUCCGAAUCGGAACCGAUUUGUGGACGCUGAUGUCCCUGACUUGCCAACAAUUGACCCUUCAAAACCAUCAGUAUUGACCAGAUCUGCUGCAUUCGGCAGCACAGUCGAGCUUGAGUGCCGAAGCAACUUGGAGAACGCCAAGUAUACCUGGACCAGGCAAAACGCCAUCCUGCCCGAAAAAGCCUACUCUCGAGAUGGCGUGCUCGUAAUUCCUGAGCUGGACUCUACUGACGCAGGCACCUACCUGUGCACAGCCAGCAACUCGCAAGGACCCCAGGUGGUCCCAACAGUCCUGCUGGUCACAGGCUUAGUGCCCUAUUUCGGCCAAAGCCCCAACUCAUACAUGGCCCUUCCGACCCUGAGCAACGCAUACUCUAGUUUCAGCAUUGAGAUUUCGUUCAAACCUGAAAACCCUAAUGGCUCGAUUCUGUACAACGGUCAGCAACUGGGUGGCUCAGGUGACUUCUUCUCCUUUGGUCUCAAUAGUGGAAUCCCUGAGUUCAGGUUCUCCACUGGUCUCUCACCGGUGAUCAUCAAGGGCAACGAGCAACUGAAGUUGGGCGAAUGGCACACGGUUAAAAUCAGCAAAAUCAACAAAGAGGGCAUGAUGAAGGUGAAUGGUGGCAGUCCAUUUGUUGGCAUCGAAACUGGCAGGUUCCUGGGUCUGGAUCUGCAGGACUCGCUGUACAUUGCAGGAGUGCCUGAUUACUCCAACAUCCACAGACUCAAUGGAUUCACUAAAGGAUUCGUUGGUUGUGUUGGAAAACUGAUCCUCGGAUCCAAGCAAGUCGACCUGAUGAAGGAGGCCUUGGUCAAGGAAGGUGUGACCCUGUGUGAAACUUGCGCCGAAAGCAAGUGCAUCAAUCAGGGCGUUUGUCAAGAAGCCUACGCUGAAAUGGGAUACAAGUGCAUCUGCCCUUCAGGCUACUCAGGCAUCAACUGCGAGUUCCAGGGUGAAGUCUGCUACCCUGGAGCCUGUGGUGCAGGACGUUGCGAGGAAAAGGACAGAAGUAUCGAGUGCUACUGCCCACUUGGCACUGAGGGUGCUAAAUGUGACAAGCAGAUCAAAAUAUCUGAGCCCCUGUUCAGCAAAAAUGCUUGGAUUUCUUACCCAAAACUCAGGACGUUUGGAAAGUCAGACAUCGGCUUUCGAUUCAAGCCCAAGGAUUUGGACGACAGCCUCCUCCUAUACACCGCCCAAAAUAAUGACGGCACCGGAGAUUUCCUCGCAGUCGUCAUCAAGGACGAAAAGGCUGAGUUCCGGUUCAACAUGGGCUCCGGCCUGGCCACCAUCCGCAGCGAAAAGACCCUGAGCCCUGGCAAGUGGCACAGAGUGUCUGUCAGCCGGGGACCUCUGGCGGUCGGAUCGAUUUCGGUGGACGGCGAGGAACCGACGGUCGGAAAAGCGCCAGGAUCCAAGAGAGGCUUGAAUUUGGGCACGUUGCUCUAUCUAGGCGGUUGGGACAAGUCAGAGGUCACCCUGAACUCGCAGGUUGGAGUCAAGAGGGGCUUUGAAGGAUGCAUCUCGCAGAUCAACGUCACUGGUGUCAGCCUGGACAUCAUCAACUCGGCUGUUGGCGCGUCGAAUGUGGCGCAGUGCCUGAUCGAGUCACCAUGCGACAGUUCACCAUGCUUGCAAGGCGCGUCUUGUGAAAACUUUGAGAAUGAUUACACUUGCUACUGCCCUGAAGGAUUCAGAGGCAAGAACUGCGAGAGUGAGGAUAACAUGUGCAGCACGCAGGCCUUCUGCCAGAACGAUGGCGUGUGCGUUGGUACGUCCACUUCGUACAAGUGCAACUGUCCCAAAGGCUUUGCCGGACUUAACUGCGAGAUCCGCGAGGAGUAUGGUGAAGAGGUUGGUUUUGCUGGUGACGGGUACCUCGAGUUGAACAAGACCUUCCUGCCACACAUCAACUCCAACCAACCUGAGGAGCUGCAGGUUGAGUUCACGGCGCGCAGUGCCCAUGGUCUUCUGCUCUGGCACGGCCAAUCGCCCAGCACGCCCGGCCUGAAGAACACUGGCCGCUCGGAGGAUUACCUUUCCCUGGCCGUGGUUGACGGAUACCUCGAGUUCGGCUGGGAGCUCGGCUCGGGUCCAGCCAAACUCGUGUCACGCAGACGGGUGGACGACAAACAGCGACACACUGUCCGCAUCUGGCGCCACGCCAACAACGGCUCGAUGACGCUUGACUCGGACGAACCAGUCAUCGGGGUCAGCCUUGGCACCCUCAAGCUGCUUAACACAAAUGGAAACAUCUUCUUGGGUGGUUUACCCAAGCUCCAGUUUAUGACUGGUGGGAAGCAUGGCCAGGGCUUCACAGGGUGCAUCCACUCGGUGCGCUUCAACAACUCGGCGCUUUUGAAUCUCUUCGAAAAGGCGAUCAUUUCAGUCAAUGCUCAGAAGUGUUCCAGGGGUAUUUGGGAGCCGUCGUCGUUGGUGCUGAGAGAUGACGCGCCCCACAAAACAAUCAGGCUCGGCGCUCUGCCAGGCUCUUCGUCGUCAGGGUCCGUGCGGCUGAUCUUGUUGCCUCUGCUCGUCGUGUCUAACGCGGUCGUUCUCGCCGUUUUCAACUGCAAUUUCUACCACAUUAUUUAGAUUGCGGCUCAUCUUUCGAGAACGACUACGAAAGUCCCGUAGAAGAACCUGAAGACACCGAAGAUCUGUCGGUGCAGCUCAACCGAGCCUACUAGAUCGAAUUUUUUGAUCGAUCACACACAAACUUUGACAAUUAUGUGUUCAUUUUAGAGAAAAGGCCCACGGCCCAAUUUUUAUUUUAGUUUCCAAAAGCGCCGCUCUGCUGAUUGUGAGAUGUGUUUUAUAUAUUUGAAUUCGGCAAAAAGUGGCUUUUUUAAUUUUAAUUUCCGCGCAUUUCCUAAAAGGUAUGAAUAUUGUUAACCUGACGAGAGCUUUUACUUAUUUGCAUAGUUCUUCUGGACCAAAAUUGUUAUUAUUUUGUACUCUACCACCUCUUAUUAUUUUUGCUAGUCUUUCCGCUUCGAGACGAAAAAAUAAGACUCCCUUUUGAAUUUGGUCAAAUAUAAAAAAUUGGGGUGCCUCACAAUGUCCUAAAGACAAUGUCCUAACAGAAAAUGUCCUAACGGAAAAUAUCCUAAAGAAAAUGUCCUACAGAAAAUAUCCUAAAGAAAAUGCCCUAAAAGUGAGAAUUGAAAAUGUCCUAACAGAAAAUAUCCUAACGCCUGAAAGUUAUGACAAGUCAUGUGUCAUGUGCAAAAAAAAUUUAAUUUAUCCUUUCAAGUAAUUUUGUGUUAAAAUUUAUCCUGAUUCAAAAUAUUAUUUUACGUUUCAUAUAUAGUCUUUAUCGGAAAAUAUACAUAAUUACAUAUAUAUUAUAGACUUUUGAACUAAUUUUAGUAAUUUUAGGCUUUUGUAAUGACUGUAAUAUUUUUUUUUAAAUAUUUUUUUUUAAAUAUUUUUUUCUUCGCUUUUUCUACGGGUAGUUGAGAAAUUAUAACUAUUAAUCUUUCUUCCAUACAAUAGUUUCAAAGAAUUUCGUAAAAAUCUUCAGGAAAAUGUAUUUUUGUUUCCUAUGAAAAAGUUUACUUAGAAAUAUCAUUCGAAUUUUUUUUUCAAAACAAAAAAUUUGAAAAAUUCUAAUUGAAAAUAUUCGUUAAAUUUAUUUUCAAUAUACGUUAUAGUAAUAAUAUUAUUUUUUUAAAUUAUUUGUAUUUGUGGAAUAUAAUAUGAUUGUUUCAAACUUAUAUACACUUUAAUAUUUUGAAUUAUAUGAUCAACUUUCGUUAGAAAUGUGACAGAGAAGCUCGACAAUUAGCAUCAUAUUCUUUCUGCAUAAGUGAAUUCAUUUGAUAAGGAAUGAAGUUCAUGUUAGUCCCUGUUGAAAAAACUAAACUUUUAUAAUAUAUCAACCAAUUUUCCGAAAUUUAGGACAUUUUCUUUAAAUUCAAUUAGGACAAAAUCUUUAGGACAAUGUGCGAUCAUAGCUUUUAGGACAUUAUCUUUAGGAUAUUUUCUUUAGGACAUUCUCUGUUAGGACAUUGUCUUUAACCUCAAUUUAGGACAUUUUCUUUAGGACAUUAUGAUGGUACCCAAAAAAUUUAUUUCACUUUUUGCUAUUAUAUUAUCAGUUAAAUCAAAACUAUUUAAAGAGGUAGUUUAUUGGGGGAGUCUAUAUAAAUGUAUAUCUGAUAAAGAAAAUUAAUUAUUGGUAACUGCAAAUCAUAAUAUUAGGAUGAUCCGGUGCCAUAAUUGCAAAAAGUAAUGAAAAUAAUGGUGCCUAUGCAGACAAUAAAAGCACGAUAGUAACUUUAAAUUGGCAGUGAUUCGUUCAAAGUGAAUUAAUAUAAUAUCUCUCAGAAGUCUUGUUUGUUGUGUUCUUAUACACCUAUUUUAAGUAUCAUCAGCUCCGAGCCUUUUCUUUUUCCGAAAUAUGUAAAAUAUGACGUAAUGCAUUUGUACUCUUUGUGAACAUUCUUUAUAAUUUAUAUAUGAAAAAUCAGCGCACUCCUCUACGCUGCAGAUUAGGAAAGAAAAAAAUUUUAUUACUAAUAUAUCCAAACGGAUCACUAAUGAUAAAUCUUUACGUUGGAAGAACUACACUAAAAAUUGUAAUAAGUGGUGCUAAAAUAAUGAAUAUAUCAAUGUAAUGCGUGCCAUAAAUCAAGAUUCUUUUCAAGAAAAAGGUGUGUUUAAUUUGUAAUUAAAUUAAUAAGAUAAGAUGUUUUGUGCUUGGAAA